This is a messenger RNA of Macrobrachium nipponense, 1191 nucleotides long. RefSeq lists its product as uncharacterized. NCBI's taxonomy places the organism in Eukaryota, Metazoa, Arthropoda, Malacostraca, Decapoda, Palaemonidae. The transcript has a single exon. Bases 1 to 1191 code for a protein of 396 amino acids. The record is from RefSeq and is a predicted model, not a curated record.
AUGGAGGGACCGGCCCCCGAACAAGACGACUUACUCAACCUCGGCCUCAACUGUCACUUCAUGACUAAACCCAGGAAACAUGAAAAACGUAUGGAGAUAGAAUUGCUCCUCGACUCCAUACAACAGUUAGAAGCCAAGAAGAUCCUUAAGACCAGCGACGCCCUUCAACCUCUCCUACUCGCAGAAGCCCUGACGGACAGAGGGAACUAUACCAGCGGGAUAUUUACCAAAGAGCUGAAGGACGCAGCAGCGGAUCUUAAGAAAAAUGAGGAGAUAACAAUAUGUCGGGCAGAUAAAACGGCCGCCUUUGUACUUAUCAAGACUGAGGAAUAUUUCGAGAAGCUAGACGAUAUCUUAGCAGAUACCUCUAAAUUCGAGAGAUUGACGAGAAACCCCACCGAAGACAUCAAACGGGAUGCUAACCGCAUCAUCACUGCAGUAAACGCCGCAACGAAUGCAUGCCACCUCCCGCCCAUCCAAGGAGAUUACAACUUGGGGUACCUUUACUUCCUCGACGGAGUUCCUGGAGAAAAUCCGGGGGAUUCCCCUGGCGACGGCACUAUGGCGUCCCUCGUCGUGGAGUCCCUGUUUACCAACGUCCCCGUCGAUGAAACAGUAGGCAUCAUUUUGGAAAAGGUCUACAGGAGCCCUGACAAGCAACCUCCGAACAUCCCGGAAGAAUCGCUUAAGACACUCCUAGACAUCUGUACGAAGAGAGCCUCCUUCACCACCCACAGAGGACAGAUGUUUCGUCAGAAAGCCGGCGUUGCAAUGGGGUCCCCCUUGGGCGUCCUCUUUGCCAACUUUUACAUGGGUACCGUUGAAGAGCGGGUUUUUUUGCAGCACCGAUGUCCCCAGACGUAUGCCAGAUACAUCGAUGACAUAUUUGUUCAAGCUGACUCCGAGGAAGAGGUUGAAGCCCUUCGCCAGCAGUUCCUGCGCAACAGUGCCCUUAAUUUCACAAUUGAAUUUAGCAGCGAAGAUCGGCUCCCCUUCCUCGACGUCCUAAUUACGAAGACUACCCCGAAGAUGACCACCACUGUCUAUACCAAAUCUACUAACUUGGGACUUUGCUUAAAUGGAAAGAGUGAGUGUCCUGCGAGGUUCAAGACCACCACCGUCAGGGCCUUCGUGAGGAGGGCCUUAACGCACUGUUCAGCGUGGCAGGACACUCACUCAGAACUGGACUGA